AUGGUGAGUGAAAAGAUUCUCUGGUAUUGUAAUAAUAUGCGUAUACAAUUUUUAAUAAUACGGCAUUUACAGUGAUUUACAUAUUCGUAUAUAUUUUAAUUGUAACAGGAAGGUGAAAUAUACACCUCAUACAAAAUCGAGGGACGUAACGAAACUGCUGAGUUGUAUUGCUCGAGUGAUAAAGAAGCGGCCAAAUUGUUUGGAUUAUACUUGGAUCACAAGAUUUCUUUACCGAAAGUAGAAGAAAGUGGUCAGGGAAUCAAAGUUCAAGUUUGCAACUCAUCACUGACUUCUAUUUACGAAGUGUGGCGUGCUAGAGACAAGAUUUAUGUCGAAGCUGUUUAUUUUCAGUCGGUGAGUUUUUAAUUUGCAUUUUUAGCACUCAUGAAUGGAAAUAUGUAAAUUUCUAUAUAGGUUUACAUAAUAUAUCAAUGCCUAUCAAGUUUAUAUUCGCUUGACUAUAUAUGACAUGUAGUCUGUAAAAACUCAGAAAUUUAGUUCUACAUUUUAUUUUGUUUUGAACAGAAAAUGCGUGUAACUUCAUUUCCUGCACCCCAGGAAAGUAUUUUAACAGAAUUACGUGGAUGUCAAAUACAAUUGCCAGAAAACGAAGCAGAGAAAGAAGUGUUUGUCCUAAAGCAACUAUACGGGUUUGAAUCCUUUAAAGAUGGACAGUUGGAAGCUAUACGUUCCAUUAGUCAAUACAAUGACACACUUGUAUUGAUUCCAACAGGGGGUGGAAAAAGUGUAGUUUACACUGUAGCUGCUGUUCUCAUGCAAGGAUUGUCUGUUGUUGUAGAACCACUAAAGUUUAUAAUGGAAGAACAGUCAGAGAAAUUAAGAUCAAAACAAGUUCCUGCUUUUUAUUACAAUUCCUCACUGACAGAUGCAGAGAUGGAUUCAAUUGUUAACACCUUAUGUAGAAAGGACUUACCUUAUGCAAUACUUUUUACCAGUCCUGAAUGCAUAAUGUCUAGCAAGCUUCAGCAUGUCCUUAAAACAUGGAGUGAUGUUGGGAAACUUAGCUUCAUUGCAGUCGAUGAGGCUCACUGUAUUGAUGUGUGGGGUCAUGGCUUUCGUCAAGAUUUUUUAAAGCUUGGGAGUCUAAAAGAUUUUUCAGUUCCUAUAAUUGCCCUCACUGGCACAGCUACAGAUAAAGUAAUGUCCUCAAUUGUGUCCACACUUGCUAUGACCACGCCAAAUGUGAUUAAAGUUAAAUGUGCAAGAACUAAUUUGUUCAUACAAAUACAAGCCAAGGAUAACAAACCAUUAAAACAAGUUAUUGAUUUCAUCAAAACUAAUUGUCCGGGGAAGAGAGGCAUUGUGUAUUGUGCUCGUAGAAAGGAUACAGUUGAUCUGGCACAUAAAUUGAAAUCGGAUAACAUUGAUGCUGUUUUUGUUCAUGGUGGUUUGUCAGAUGUAGACAGAAAAAAAUAUGAGCAUGCAUGGGCCAGCGGCACUGCCCAUGUAAUAUGUGCUACCAAGUCAUUUGGUAUGGGCAUCGAUCAGAAAGAUGUUCGUUUUGUAUUGCAUUUGUCAUUUCCUGAAAGCAUGGAAGACUAUGUACAAGAGAUAGGGAGAGCUGGAAGAGAUGGACAUGCUGCAAUUUGUGGACUAUUUUUUGAUCACAAGGAUCGGUCAUUCCAUCUACACAACAUCAUGCAGAUUGAGGACAAAGAGAUUUUGUCCUAUAAGUAUGAAUUAAUGAACAAAAUGGCGAUGUACUGCACAAAUCGUACCUGUCGCCACAAGUUUAUUAUGUCCUAUUUUAAUGAAGACAUGCAAGAAUGUGAGGAACACUGUGACAUUUGUACUUCAAAUGUUGAUACAAUUCAAGAUUGCACAUCCAUCGCACUGCUCGUGAUCCAAGGUCUUGCAAGACUGCAGCAGGUUCAAGAAAAAGUAACUGUUCUUCUUCUCACACAAUUCCUAAUGGGAUCACCGACCAUUGUGUUAAAAGCUCUUGCUUUAGAUAAAGCUGCUGAAUUUGGUUUGGUUAAAGAUUAUUUUAAAACCAAAACAGGAAGAAGGGAUUUACAAGCACUGAUUUACCAUCUGAUAAUUACUGGAAUGAUCAGUGAAGUUCCUGCUGGUACUCCAGAAAACCCCAGUAUUGUGAUAAAGACUGGUAAUGUUCAGAAUCUUCAAAGUGGCAGUGAAAAGUGUUAUUUUCACACAACCAUUUUUAACUGA
This is a messenger RNA of Paramuricea clavata, 2193 nucleotides long. NCBI's taxonomy places the organism in Eukaryota, Metazoa, Cnidaria, Anthozoa, Malacalcyonacea, Plexauridae. The record is from the annotation of a GenBank genome assembly.